AUGGCCGUUGUCUUCAUUUUCGACGUUAGCCUCCCUGAGAAAGACGCCUCGGUGCCCCUGCCACUUUCUUGGCAAUGUGCGUCGGAAUUGACAAGCUGUGCGACAUGGGAUAACGCAAUGGAAUUGUGGAAGGACACUAAAAACACAAAACGCGAAAUCAAACUCCCACUUGAAGAAGUGUUGGGAAUGCGGCCUGAUCACGAGGAUCAAGGUGAAUCCGAAGCGACCCCAUACGCCCUGGAAACUUUCCCGAGAACCGUCAUCGCGAAGAAUAAGUACUUUAGGAUCGACGUGCAGCCCAUCGUGGGGUAUUAUCGAUCUCGUUCUUUAUCUUCCGCGAUCGUUAAACCAUACGCUACGGCCCCCAUUUCGAACGUUGCCCUUUUAAUUCAGCAGACUUUACGACGUUGUUCUCACGAACGGGGCGACCGCCUCUCCACGCAGAGGGGCUCUGAAAUCCCUUUUGGUUGCGUUUUUACGGCGCACCUCUCGCAGGAUCCACGGGAGGCGAUUCCAUGGGAAACCGUUCCACUAUCCCACGCGCUUUUUUCCGUCGUUCUCGUCUAUCACGAGAAGGACGAGGACCUCCAGCGCGCGGAGCACGUGAAGACCUGGCGGCAGGAAUGUCUUAGCCAUCAGUUUGAGUUUAUUCCCCAUCGUUUCGCUCGCGAUGCGAGGGGAGCGCUCGAGGUUAUUCCCGCCGAGGUGGGAUCUGUUGGGCUGCUAAAAGGCCUUCUCACCGGCAGCUCGCGCGUCGCUCAAAUCCUGUGCAACACGUUAUGGCCGAGCACCGUCCGUAGACCACUUUCGGAGGCUCCUUCAGCCUCUUUUCCGGCAUCCCAAACGGGUGUGAAUGCAAGCCAGGCGGAGGUGAAAGAAUCCGAUCCUAUCAACCUCUUCUUAGUGAUUAGCAGCGAUUUUACAAAGGUGCUCCGAAGCUUUACUCAACCGAACUUUUCCGAUGGUAGUGAUGAAAAUGGGGAAGUGGGGGUGCGACCCCGCGCUGAUCGUCGGCAGCAGGAUAUUCGUUUUUUGACGAUAGCAAAGCAAGAUUUAGAGCGGUUUCCUCCCUCUGUAGGGGGAUGCCCAUAUUUAACCAACAACUCUAUUCAUAGGAAUCAUUCCCACGAAAGCGUGGGUAUCAACGCCGACAGGGAGGUCCAUGCGAAUGGCCCGCAGUCCUCCUCCUUUCCACCCAGUUCUCUGGAUGAGCCAGAGGAAAUGGGGCUGCGAGAGAUGGAGCCGUUGCUCCUGGUGAAUCGCUACUUUUCCGCGUUGGUUGCCCCUCUUUGUGUGCACCCUGCCCUCUUUGAUUCCGCGAUGAGUGAUCGGUUUCGGAUGGCGUUGGAAACGAUGAGGCGGAGGGAGGGUUUUAACACAUCGUUCAGCGUCGUAUUUUGGUCUGGAGAGCCCUCUGAGAGAUUGAUACCCCUUUCUGAUCUGCUUGAUCAGCUCAUAAGAUUGGGAUUUGAGGAUGUGAAGGUGGUGAUUCCAACCACACCCGAGGGGGUGAUGUCUAUACCAUUAACGGCGAUAGAAGAGCAGGUGUGCGCGGAAAAGGAGGUGGAGGUGAUCUCCUUAGGGCCCUUCCUUUCGCGUGAGGUGGAUUCUCCCAACCUGGCAAGGAGCGGGGUUAAAAAAUGGGAAUUGGAGGAGGGCGUGAGCGGGGCGGAUCGUCUUCGGGAGGUCCUGCACUGCGUUACCUCAUGGAAAUACACGGAAUCGACCCCGAAGCCUCUCCCUUGGCAUUGCUUUACCCUUUCCCCAACCCCUUGUAAUCGGAAUCGAUGUUUUCUACACCUCUGCGCGGGAUCCGCAUGGGACGAAGAGAUAUGGGCUCGUCAUCUUCUCUCCCACGCCCUUCCCUCCUUUUCCGGGCCCCCACGCGUGGAAAGCCCCGUGGCGUCUUGCCUUCCCUCCCUAACCAUCGCUGGGCAUCCAAAUGGCAUGCACAAAUCUCUCACAAAAAAUUCCAACGCAGGUUGUGAGUUUGUGCUGUCAAACAAGUACUUUUCCACGAGGGUGGAUCUCUUCUUCUAUGGAGGGGUAUGCAGCCGAGAAUGGCGCCAGGAGGCCCCUCGGUUGGACUUCCUGGAGACCUGUCAGGCUUUUAUUAUGCUGUGCACUCGGGAAACUCUUCACCUCGCGUCAUUGGAGGAAAUACAUUUGGAAGAUGGUGGGAAACCCUCGGAUGAUGCGGCCUGGAUCCCUACGCCUUUGCGAGGUCCAUCUCCGGCGGACUUGGCGUGGAUUCUGAGAAAAGUCCAAGGCCUCUUAGCCAAGCAGUGGAAAGAAGAGCAAGAAGACCUGUUGGGAGGUUCGGACGGGGAUGGCGAAACCGACAAUCUCAACACGCACGCCACAACGGACCUUGGAAAUUCCUCCGUGCUGAAGCGAGUCGCGCUGCUCUAUGUGGUGGACGCGGACCCCCAUAAUACGGCUCUUAUGGAUGGGAUCUUGGAGGAGGUAGAUCGAAUUUUAUUUGGCGAUCAAUCUAAUACCCCGCCACGCUGCAACAGCGAUGAUAUCCAUGAUGCAAUCGAUGAGGAAACGGUAAAUUUUUCCUUAAUCGAGGUUGUCGGGAUGGAUGUUGGGUUUACCGCAGACCAAAUGGGCGCGGUGCGGCCCCCACGCCACGCGGAGAGUUUUGAAACGGAAGGCUGCACGAGAAUACGUGAGGCCCUGGAGCAGCACCGAUGGCUCUUUACACAAAACGCGGCAGUAGAAUACCAAAACGGCAAAGAUACCGAAGCUUCAAAGGUUGAAAAAGAAGUUCUAUUACGGGCGUCGCUAGAGCAAGGGAGUAUGGAGCCUGAAACCGAGCUUCAUCCACGCGAUACGCUUCCAACUGUCGAUCAGGGAAAAGAACAGAUUCCUUCGAUAGGAUGCGAGCCCCCACGGCAUUACCUCAUGGACCCUCAAAGUUUGCGCACCGAGCCUGUGUUAGCCCUUUUGUAUUUUAACAUGAAGCGAAAGGCAAAUGGGGAGGGUGACCUCACGGGUGCUGAGGGUGAUGAGGAUCCCAACUCAAAAUUCCUUCCGAACGAUCUUUCCAAACAAAAGAAUAGCAUCAAGAACGAUCUGGAAACCGAGUACUAUACCGAGCUAAUGGCCUGGGUGAAACGAAUGAAGCUGUACGGUGAUCACCUCCCGCCGAGUGUGCGCCAACUACAAGCUGAAGUACUCACUCUAGCUUUGGGGGAAGCUCUAUCCUAG
Molecule: messenger RNA, 3216 nt
Organism: Phytomonas sp. EM1
Lineage: Eukaryota; Euglenozoa; Kinetoplastea; Trypanosomatida; Trypanosomatidae
Source: the annotation of a GenBank genome assembly